This is a messenger RNA of Bipolaris maydis ATCC 48331, 1551 nucleotides long. Its product is annotated as arginase family-domain-containing protein. The record is from RefSeq and is a predicted model, not a curated record. NCBI's taxonomy places the organism in Eukaryota, Fungi, Ascomycota, Dothideomycetes, Pleosporales, Pleosporaceae. Gene Ontology annotation, molecular function: metal ion binding; agmatinase activity.
ACAUCCCUCAUUAGUCUCUCCAUGCAAGCCCUAGACAUCGAGUCGAGCUAUUUCCAUUCUCUCUAGGCGACUACGGAUGGACUUGCCUUUCUGGGCUGCCCCGCUACGCCGUUGGCAACAUGACCAGGACUGACGAUAACGCGAUUUUACAUAAUUGUCCGCCCUAGACGCCAGUCUACGGGUAUUUGAACUCGAUGGCUGCACUGUUUUAUCUUGAAAUACUACAAUGCACUGAUCAUGCGGUGGAACUGGAUCACUCCAUUUGCCUAUGCGGCCCAUGUCUCCGCGCAUGGAGCCCACCACACUGAGGACAAGGGUUCGUUCUCUCAAGAGCGGCUAGACGAGCUUGAGAGGAAGUGGGGUACAGAUUGGGGCUUCUCUGGCAUCUCAACCUUUGCCCACCUGCCGCACACUCGCUGCUUGACUAGCCCCGAGACAACCUAUGAUAUCGCCAUCCUUGGCGCACCCUUCGAUACCGCAGUAUCAUACCGACCCGGUGCUAGAUUCGGACCUCGAGCCAUCCGUGCUGGCUCUUCUCGUCAGACGUCCUUCCGUGGCUUCAACCCACGCGCGGGGCUCAAUCCAUACACAUCAUGGGCAAAGAUUGUGGAUUGUGGGGAUAUACCCAUUACACCCUUCGACAAUGCCCUGGCAUUGCGACAGAUGAGUGAGGCCUUUCAGGAGUUGGCGAACAGGCCAGCGACCGAGAAGAGCACUGAGAGUGGGGUGUCGUACUUCAAGAAGCCAAAGCUGCUUACGUUUGGCGGAGACCACAGCAUCGCACUGCCGGCUUUGAGGGCAUUGAAGAAUUUGUAUAAGCAGCCAAUUGCUGUUGUACAUUUCGACGCCCACCUGGACACUUGGCACCCCGCAAAAUAUCCAAGUGCAUGGCUAGAUGCCGAGGAUCUAUCGACGCAAUCCUUUUUCAACCACGGCAGCAUGUUUUGGUACGCUGCGACCGAGGGCUUGAUCGCGAACGGCUCGAGUGUGCAUGCGGGGUUGAGGACGCGACUGUCAGGUGACGACGAUGCUGACCACGUUGACGACACACAGCAAGGUUGGCAGCGCAUUGCUACGGACGACAUUGACGAGAUUGGAGUGAAGGGAGUGAUUGCAUCCAUUAUGGACCGUGUGGGCACUGAGAUGCCCGUUUACCUCAGUAUCGACAUCGAUGUGAUCGACCCCGGGCUAGCGCCAGGCACCGGUACGCCAGAGCCUGGUGGCUGGACCACUCGUGAAGUGAUUCGAAUUCUGCGUGGUAUCCAGGACAUGAACGUGGUUGGAGCAGACAUUGUUGAAGUCAGUCCUGCAUAUGACGGCUCGGCGGAGACGACGGGUUUGGUUGCAGCGCAGGUUGCUUACGAGGUAUUGACGAACAUGGUUCACAAAGGCCUUGUCGAACAGGCCCAGACGGGUGCGGGUUCCAAGAAUAAGGAUAAGGAUGAGCUAUGAGGUUUUCACGAAUUUGGCCAGACAACAGCUAGGGUAGAUUGCAGACACUCUGCUGAUUUAUGGUGUAUGAGAUGAAUUCAAGAAUGUAACACAUGUCGG